ACUCAACGAAAUCAAAGCGAUGGCGUUGACCGCCUAUUCAACACCGCCUCCUCGUUUUGAAUAAAAAGCACAACCUGAUCCCUCUAAAGCCAAUUAACCAUCCUCGAGUCUGUUCUAUCUUGUUAAAUCCCGAACUUGCCGAAACUCACAUAUAUCCAAUCAAAAAUAAGACACCGUUUCAUCAAAAGCAAUCCCGAACUUCCGAAAACUCAUAAAUACCCAAAUCAAAUAAGACACCUUUUCCUUAAAACGCUGCACUAUUUCCCUCUUGAAAAACAAAUCUUUCGAUAAUUUCUAAGAUUUCACCUUCUUUUAAUUACAUAUAUAUACCCAGAACCUUAAUUUUGUUUCUAUCAUAAAAGCUUAAUCCCUCUUCAAUGGCUUCUUUUGAGAGAUACGGCUCUCAAUCCUACGCCCCCUCAGCUCCAACUCUCCCCGAAGAUCACAACUACACCUCUACUACUACUACUACUACGCCUCCUCCAAACAGCCAUGGCCAUGAUCACACCCAAUUUCACAGCCAUGGCUCUUCUCCUUCUUCUUAUGCAUAUGGGCAAUCAAGUUCUUCUUCACAUGGUUAUGGGCAAUCAAGUUCUUCUCCAUAUGGAUAUGGGCAAAUGGGUUCUACGUCUUCGUUUUCUUCUUCGUAUGGAUAUGGGUACGUGGGUUUUCCUGCUGGGACGAGUCCUGAUGUGAUAAGGAGUUUUGAGAUGGUCGACAGAGAUCGAAGUGGGUUUAUUGAUGAUAACGAGUUACAGCAAGCGCUUUCUUCUGGGUACCAGAAAUUUAGCCUUAGAACUAUUCGUUUGCUCAUCUCUCUCUUCAAGAAUCCCAAUGAUCCAGCUCCCAGAAUUG
Morus notabilis is the source of this 855-nucleotide messenger RNA. Its product is annotated as probable calcium-binding protein CML50. The annotation marks the transcript as partial. The transcript has a single exon. Gene Ontology annotation, molecular function: calcium ion binding. The record is from RefSeq and is a predicted model, not a curated record. Lineage: Eukaryota; Viridiplantae; Streptophyta; Magnoliopsida; Rosales; Moraceae.